GUGAGCAAAACAAUGGCUUUGCGUACUGUGAUUUCUUCUCGAAUUCCAAUGGUGAUAAUAUUAGGUGCUACUGGGACAGGAAAAACUAAGCUUGGUGUGGAAUUAGCACAGAAAUUUGCCACUGAAAUAAUCAGUGCCGAUUCAAUGCAGAUAUACAAAGGAUUGGAUAUCGUGACGGCAAAAGCGAGUCCUCAAGAACGGGAGAUGGCUCCUCAUCAUCUCUUGGACAUACUGGAGCCUCACCAGUUUUUCACGGUAGUAGACUUCCGGAACAGAGCCUUAAAAAUUAUCGACAGCUUAAUCGACCAGAAGAAAAUCCCAAUAAUAGUUGGAGGCACGAUCUACUACAUUGAAUCCAUCGUCUAUCAAAUCCUGGUUGAGAGUAUGGACGACACAGAUGCACUGCUGUGGGAUAAAAGUCGUAGGAAGAGAGAUUUAGAUAAUACACCUAAUACAGCCGAAAAAAUAUCUAAGAAAACAAACGAUGGUUGUGGUGGCGAUGAUAAAAUGAAAGUGAAAGGAGAACAUCCAAAAGAAGAUGAAGAAUUUAUAAGAAUAACGCUAUCAACUGACAAUGAAGUUAAAAUUCUAGAUGCUGAAGAGGAAACUUUGAAAAGACAGCUUCAGGAAGAUGUGGAUAACGAAGCUCGGUUCACAAACACCGAAAUAAGUGAAAAACUGAGGCUCAUAGAUCCUGCGAUGGCCAACAGACUGCACCCAAAUAAUCGGAGGAAGAUUUUGAGGUCGAUAGAAGUCUGGUUGAAGACAGGACGUCGUCACAGCGAGAUCCUGGACGAACAGAAGGUGUGCGAAGGGCAGCUUCGGAAACCAGACUCCACUAUAAUAUUAUGGCUUAAAUGUGAACAGGAUGUCCACGAUAAACGUCUGGACGCUCGCGUCGACUCAAUGCUGGAUGCGGGCCUCAUUGAGGAGCUGCUGGAUUUCCACGAGAGGCAUAACAGGCAACGGAUACAGGACGGGAGCUCACCAGACUACACCAAAGGCGUUUUCCAAACUCUUGGCUUCAAAGAAUUCCACGAUUACCUGAUGAUGUCCGAAGACGAAAGGAAUUCGGAGGCGGGCAAGAAACUACUGAAGACCAGCAUUGAAAACAUGAAGAUGGCCACCCGGAGAUACGCGAGACGACAAAACAAAAUGUUUCGUCAAAGAUUUUUAGAACAUCCCAGAAGAGAGGUGCCUUUAGUUUACGAAUUGGACACUACAGAUGUAACCAAAUGGGAUGAAAACGUGAAAAACAAGGCUAUUAAAAUAAUUGAAAGUUUCAUCAAUAGCACUGAUUCUGAUGUUUUACCAAUAAAACAGCAUCUUCAAAGUGAUAAACUGCAUACAGACGGAAAUUCUUUUAAUUUUUGUGAAAUUUGUAAUCGAAUCAUAAUAGGCGAUAACGUUUAUGCUAUUCAUUUAAAAUCUGUGCGUCACAUGAAGGUUUUAAAGAAAAUGAGGUCACAAAACAAGGAACAAAAACAAGAUUAAGAAAUGCUUUAUUAUAGGAAAUUUUGUGUACAUCUAUAACUAUUGAUUUGGGUUAUUUCAUUGUUUUGUUUUACUGCUCUAGAUGGGCACUCAAAAUAAUAGCUACCAGGUGAAAGCCCAGAGACAUGGGCACGUAAGUACCAUCAGGUGGUGCUGACCUUGCUAAUUGUCAGUCAAUUUUUUUGCAUAACAGCAGGUUGCAGCCCACCAACUAUAAUGGUCUAUUGCAUAGUAAAAAUAAAUUUAAAUAUCCCAGCACUGCAGUGACAACAAUGCGUUACUUUAAACAUCAAACAAUACUUUAAAAAGAAAGAUCUAAAGUUAGGACACCUUAUUUGACCAACUUACAUUGUAUUUUGUAAUUGAAGUAUAUAUUUUGUAUGGCUGUUUUCAAAGUGAAAUAAAA
Bombyx mandarina (wild silkworm) is the source of this 1900-nucleotide messenger RNA. Its product is annotated as tRNA dimethylallyltransferase. Gene Ontology annotation, cellular component: mitochondrion. The record is from RefSeq and is a predicted model, not a curated record. Gene Ontology annotation, molecular function: tRNA dimethylallyltransferase activity. NCBI's taxonomy places the organism in Eukaryota, Metazoa, Arthropoda, Insecta, Lepidoptera, Bombycidae. Gene Ontology annotation, biological process: tRNA modification.